Molecule: messenger RNA, 2145 nt
Organism: Strongylocentrotus purpuratus (purple sea urchin)
Lineage: Eukaryota; Metazoa; Echinodermata; Echinoidea; Camarodonta; Strongylocentrotidae
Exons: 10
Coding region: 1-2145 (714 amino acids)
Source: RefSeq, a predicted model, not a curated record
AUGGGGAAAGUAUCGUUCUUUGAACUCUGGUACCUGGUACAUGCCAUGGAUGAAACAAACUUGAAUGCCCUACGGCACGCCCUCAUCGAUCUUAGUACUCCUGGGGUCGAUGAAGAACUAACCGCAGACAAGGCCUAUGACCUACUUUGUGACUGGAAGGAUGAAAAUAGAUUCCACAAUGAAGGAAUGAGGCUGAAGGAUGUAUUACAUGUAUAUGGACUUGACUGUUCCUGGAACGAGAUUUGUGAACGGAGAUAUGAUGUAAUGUCUGCGGUUUCUGAAGAACUGCUGGAUCAUGUUUUACGGAGCAUUGGUGAUAAAACAAAGAUUUGCCGAUUCCUUCGUGAACUGAUCCCCGAGAAACGUGAAACUCGACCCAAUGUCUCAGGAAAUAAAGGAGAGGUUAUUGAGGAAUGUAUGGUUGUCUUGAGGGAAUGGCGUGACAAAGAACACAAUGUAAGACAAGUCAUUCAACUAAGUUUGGCUCUAGAAAGAGCUAGGUGUAAGCCACUAGAAAGGACUUUCUUUCAGGUUCCUGAACAUCUUCUGAAGGCGAUAUCCCCACAAGAGGUAGAAGGGUUCGUCUACAGACUGACAGAAAGACAUUGCAAGAGGCUUGCUAAGGCCGUAGGAAUCACCGAUGAGAAUAGAAUCGCCACCAUCAUGGACGAAAACAAUGAAGAUCUUGUUCUCAUUCAGUCAAUGGUCAACGACUGGAUAGACGGACAGGAAUGCUGCAACUUCGAGAAGAGAUGCAGGCUUGAUGAUGCCACCAUUAAAAUUGGCCGCCAUGAUUUGACGGAUUCAUUUGGGACAACCAGCUUCCGGGUUGAAACAGGAGGUAUUUUUGAAAGACCACAUCCCAGAGCCGAGACUUUCAAUAGCAGCAGUAUAUUCGAUGACGAUCUGGCAUCUGUGCUGAAGCAUCUUCCUACAUGUGCGACACCGUUGUUUCUUGAGAAGCUAGGCAUUUCAGUUGACGAGCAAGGUGACGAUUUGAAGAAGCUGCGAUGUUGGAGAGACCAAAAUAUCAACGAAUCUAACAGACAUACCCUGCAGGACCUUGUUUUGAUUCAUAGUUAUGCAUUGAAGGAGACGAAUGACAGUCAUGGUAAUUGUCUAAAAAUAGAUAUAUUUGACGUGAGCGAUGAUGAACUUGAGAACCUGAUUGGAAGCAUGACCUCCAGGAAACAAGUGGAAGAACUUACCUCAAGACUCGGGAUAAAACUCGACAAGGAACAAUCACCUCUACUAAAGCUCAAAGAAUGGAGGAAUAAAUGUAAUGGAGACGAACGCCGUGAAACGCUGAGAAAAGCUCUCCAUGCUAUGGAAUUAUCAGGAUGCAUCGUUGACCACCUUCCUGCAAAACAUGUUGACCAAGCUGAGCUGGUACGUUUGGCAUGGACUUUGUUUUCUAUCGACGUUUGGCCAUUGGCAACGCUUCUUGAUAUAGACAUCAACAAAGGGAAAACGGUCGGAGAACCACAAAUGAGGGGAACUGUACAUCUUCUGAAUUUACUAUUGGAGAAGUCGAAGGGUCUUGAUGAGCAUCGCCGCCGUGAUUUCUGUGUUGCCAUUAGAAAUCUUGGUUACUUGGAUGUUGCUCGAUCAGGCUAUUUUGGUUAUGACGCGAGCCUCAGUGAACUUUGCAACAUGACGUCGGGAUUGUCGGAAGCAGAACUUGUAAAAUUUGUCGACCAUCUUGGAUUAGAGAAAGAUGUUCUUUCAAUCUGUCAAGGAACAACAGGAGCAUACGACAACCUCAAACUGAUGAAGGUCUGGAGAAACCAGCUUAGACUACAGCCACUUCACUUCAGAUUCGAGCUAGCUGUGGGUCUUCGUGCUGUUGGAAGAACCGAGAUUGCCAGUAAGAUUCUCGCCGGUAGGCAUCAUACUAAUGAAGUAGGUUCCAGCGUUGUCGAAAGCAUAUGCAACAUUCUAGAGAAUGAUAAAAUGAAAAGACUCCGUGAACACCUUAGACUGAAGACUCGGGAUGACCAGAGUCCUACAACGGUUACACCAACACUUAUGACGGAGUGGGUACGAAACUGGUUAGAAGAGUUUGAAAACAUUUCAGUGAUGAAAUUAUUCAUGGACAAGAUUAAGUGUCUAGAAAAUACUAGCGACAAUGAAUCUGAAGUCUAG